AUGAUAGCAGUAACUAACCUUAGCAAUCUCGUUAAGCGCUAUAAGUUCCUAAUAUUGAACAACCAUGAUGUCAUCGCUUCUUUAUUUUAUACUCUCUCCAGAAGCAAGAAAUGCGUCUUUUCAGAAAAUAAAAAACAAAAAAACACUUCAUUGUGGUACCAAGUCGAAUUAGAUUUGACAAGAGAUUUGAACACUGAUACAAAUCUUUUGAACAAAGUGUGGUAUCAAUCAGAAGAAAUUUUCCCUGUGAAUGGAAUUCCAGAAGCUAGACACAACAUUUUCUGGACUAGAGUUGACAAGACUUAUUUUAAAAUUGCAGGAAAACUGAAGAAUGUUAAAUUGGAGAGUUGUGUCAACACAACAUGUUUGCCAAGGAAGCCUAUUGUGACAAGAGUGGAGAAAGGAGUGGCAGCCAAUGUGUUUGUUGAUAACAAAGCUUACAGAGAAUUUUUGAACUCCAGAUUUAAUGCAACUGCUAUUGAUAUGGAAAGUGCUGCUGUUGCAUUAGUGUGCCUCCAACAAAAGAAACCCUUCAUUGCCAUUAGAGCUUUAUCUGAUUUAGUUGGUGGAGGUUCUGCAUUGUCCAAUGAAGUAAACGUUUUUGNCUCCUUAGCAUCUCAGAAUUCAUUUGAAGUUCUUGUCAAGUUCAUAUCCCUGUUAAAUUAG
This is a messenger RNA of Vigna radiata var. radiata (mung bean), 666 nucleotides long. RefSeq names its product bark storage protein A-like. Gene Ontology annotation, molecular function: catalytic activity. Bases 1 to 666 code for a protein of 221 amino acids. Gene Ontology annotation, biological process: nucleoside metabolic process. The record is from RefSeq and is a predicted model, not a curated record. NCBI's taxonomy places the organism in Eukaryota, Viridiplantae, Streptophyta, Magnoliopsida, Fabales, Fabaceae. The transcript has 3 exons.